Messenger RNA from Orbicella faveolata, 2549 nucleotides. RefSeq lists its product as uncharacterized. Gene Ontology annotation, molecular function: protein binding. The record is from RefSeq and is a predicted model, not a curated record. Lineage: Eukaryota; Metazoa; Cnidaria; Anthozoa; Scleractinia; Merulinidae. Gene Ontology annotation, cellular component: cytoplasm.
GGUUGCCAAGGUAAACAAAUGGACCUUUUAUAACUCUUCUUGUGACUGGUAACUUUGCGUGCUGGGCUUGGUCCCCUACUUAAUUUGAGAUUCACUUUAUAUGUAGCGGGCCAAUCUCCCAUUGGUUGGUCGUCAUCUGGUCUGCAUAUAAGAUAAACUGGUAGACGCUGUUCACGUCCAAACAUGAGGUAAAAGGGAGAUUAGCUGGUGGAAGCGUUGCUCCACAUCGUACUAUGUGCAGAAGUUCAGGGAGUUGUUAUGAGAUCAUCUUGUCUUAUUUGGUGGAAGGUAUUGCAAGCACCCCAUGCAUUUUAUUGUCCUAUGAUAGCUAAGUACACUAUAAAUCAACUGCCGCUGGCAGUUGUGACUGCGUUUUCAGCUACGACACCAUAGGAUAACAAACCUUUCAGGAGCUUCACAAGGAUACAGUUAUCCUCUCCAGGAAACCUUGCGAUGCGUGAAAAAGAUCCUUUCACCGCCAAAAGAUCGUUAUCUUUUAUACAACUUUUCAAGAACAUAUUCGCAGUAGUUAUAGAGUUUUGUCUGUCUUUAAUUAAUUUAACUUGGAGUUAUGAGUAAAUAAAGAUAGUCCACACUUUUGAACUAAACUUUGAUAAUAUGUUCUCAGUAUCAGGAUGCAAGCCUCAAGAGGAACGUUUGAUUGAAGACCACAAAACAACCAUUGUUAGAGACAAGGAUAAAGAGCAAGGCGACUCAUGGAACCUUAAAGAAUUUGCUGCUUGCAUCAAGUUUUCUCCUAUGGCUAAGUCAAAACCAAAACAGAUGAAAUGUUCGCGGUGGAGUCCUAAAAUCUGUUCGCCAUCUCUAGCGGAAAACGAGAGCUUGGUGAGCAACGUGAUAGAGCUGUCAAGUGAACACGAUCCACUAGGUGUCAAGUUCCACAAAAAUGUUCAUGAAAAGGUGACGGUAAGGUUAUCUCACAGUGCCAGUGACUUGAAGGGAUACGAGUUGGUGAUCAAAGAAUUGGUUGAUCUUGAUAGCAAUGAAUGGAUGGAGUUGGACACCAGACAAGUAUGGAAACCAUCAGAUAUCCCAGAUGGACAUAACAGCGAGCAAGAAGUACCUGACUGGAUGUUCCCUUUUGCUGAGGCUGAAACUGUAACAGCCUGUUCGUCGUUUGCUGUGAUAUGGCGUUUGAAAUCCUUUACAUUUCAUAAGCUUUCCCCUCAGACUUCUGAUUUCACAUGUACAGUGUCGGAGUUUCCAGGUGUUAGUGUAACGAUUCCUCACAGUUCUGUACCUUCAAGUGAAAAUUUCUCAGUGACUCUAAAGUUGCAAGAGGUUCCAUGUGACCAGGUAAAAGAAGUAGUUUUCGCUGGUCCUAUCCUUCACAUUUCAUGCUCCGAUGAAGUGAAACUCCUACAUCCAGCAAGAAUCACGAUUCCUCUGGCAUUGCGAGAUGAUAGACGAUGGCCAUAUGUUCCCUCUGAUCAUAAGACGAUUUUGGUUCUAACCGCUAGUAGUGAGUCAGCAAAAUGGGCUGAUAUUACAGGGGACUUGAAUGUCCGGGUAGAUGUAAAAAAUGGGAUCGUGGCAUUUGAAGUAAACCACUUCUCAAUGUUUUGGGUUUGGGUUAAGCUCCAAGAAGCCUUUACGAUUUUAACCAGUCUGGCGUGGCGUUUAUACAAGCAAGUUAGCCACCAACAUGCAGAAUUUUUAGCAUUCUUGUGUGAUUCUGCCAUUGAUGUUCCUUCUUCCGACUUUGGUCUCAUUCUGUGUUGUUGUCCGAGGCACCUAAAGGAACAAGAGAAGAAAAAUAUAAGUUCCGAUUACAAAGUGCUUCGCCAAGGUGAAGGAAACUCAGAGCAGCCAUUAUAUAAUGGAGAAAAGGUUUUUGUCAAUCUUCAUUCCCCACUUUCACCUUCUAAAAGUGGGACAUUGUCUGAAGAGGAAAUAAAGAACUAUCAUCUCAAAUUCCUUCAGCAUGAACCAGAUCUGAAAAGCGACUUGGUAGUUACUGUCGACGUUGGGGGCACUCCUCAAGUAGAGUUCUUUAAGCGACAGGAAAGUGGAGAAAAGGGGGAAAAAGUGUGUACAUUGUCCCUCUUUCCAACAAAACAGGAAGCACCCAUUCUCCAAGCUAUGAUAUCUGCCCUGUAUCCACUUACAACAAGCCGGCCAGGAGCCAUUCGACUCAAUCAAAACAGUGAAGAGAACUUGGCACAGAGCGCAACGGCUCGCACAUUCACAUCACAAGAAGAUAGCGCUGAACUGGACGCAACAGCUCUCACAUCACAAGAAGAUAGCGCUGAACUGGACACAACAGCGCUCACAUCACAAAAAGAUAGCGCUGAACUGGACGCAACAGCUCUCACAUCACAAGAAGAUAGCGCUAAACUGGGCGCAACAGCUCUCACAUUACAAACAGAUAGCGCUAAAAUGGUAAGUAAGAUCCUUACCAUUGAGCUGUGGAGAUGUAAGAAAACCCCUAGAUCUGUGUUCAAUAAUAGCUUUUAGUUGUCUUGACCUGUUAUAACAUAUAGAUUUAGCCAAACCUACAAGUGGAGCUCCUGGGCCGGGUUGUUCAA